Messenger RNA from Microthlaspi erraticum, 1026 nucleotides. Lineage: Eukaryota; Viridiplantae; Streptophyta; Magnoliopsida; Brassicales; Brassicaceae. The record is from the annotation of a GenBank genome assembly.
AUGGCGACGGAGCUAGAAGAGCUAGUCGAUUUUUUAUCGUCUCCUUCUCCGCCUGUGAAGAAAGCUGCAGUGGAGAUUGUUAGUGGAUUAACUGGUUCGGAGGAAGGUUUACAGUCUCUAUCCAAGUAUUCCGAGAUUCUACUUCCAUCACUGUCUCGGCUCCUAAGUGAAAGCAAGGAGGUGUCAGAGCCAGCAGCUCAGGCUCUUGUUAAUCUUUCUCAGAACACUGAAUUGGCUAGGAAGAUGAUUCAGAUGGGUUUGAUCAAAGUGGCCAUGGACAUGUUGUACAAGCCAGAGUCUUGUAUUACUAGAUUGCUUGUGAUGCUUCUAGUGAAUCUCACUCAGCUGGAUGAUGGCGUUUCUUCCUUGCUUCAGAUUGAGGAUGAGAAGAUGCAUGGACUACAUCUCAUGAAGCUUGUUAGGUCUUUCUGCAGGUCUUCUGGAGAAUCUUCUGAUGAUCAGUUUGAGCAUGUUGGCUCAAUCCUAGUCAACAUAUCGAAAACAGAAGACGGGAGGAAAAUGCUACUGGAGCCAAAGAGAGGACUACUAAAACAGAUCAUUAGGCAAUUUGAUUCAACUAAUCAAUUGCGUAAGAAAGGGGUUGCUGGGACUAUCCGUAACUGCUCUUUUGAAGCCAAGAACCAGCUCCAGAAUAUACUCUUGAUCUCAGAGUUUCUCUGGCCCGCUCUGCUCCUACCAGUUGCAGGCAGCAAGGUGUACAGUGAGCAAGAUAUCUCAAAAAUGCCACCUGAGCUUGGAAGCGCACUUUCCAUUGAGCGAGAACCAGUUACUGAUCCCGACAUUCGCGUUCAGACUCUCGAAGCUAUAUAUUUGAUCAUCUUACAGGAGGCAGGUCGAAGGGCAUUCUGGUCAAUCAACGGGCCACGGAUUCUACAAUUGGGAUACGAAUACGAGGAAGAUCCAAAAGUAAUGAGAGCCUACGAGCAAGUCGGUUCUUUGCUUGUUGAAGAAAGUGGAGGCCCGGAACCGGAAGAAUCAUCGGAGCCGACAAAAGCAGAGUCUUAA